Cannabis sativa is the source of this 1524-nucleotide messenger RNA. RefSeq lists its product as uncharacterized. The coding region runs from base 189 to 797 and encodes 202 amino acids. Lineage: Eukaryota; Viridiplantae; Streptophyta; Magnoliopsida; Rosales; Cannabaceae. The record is from RefSeq and is a predicted model, not a curated record. The transcript has a single exon. Gene Ontology annotation, molecular function: nucleic acid binding.
UGUCAUCAUUCAUGAUCAUAAAUUCAUAAUAAUCAAAAUAUCCCAAAGGACAGUAGUGAUCACAUAACGUACUUCUAUUGAUUGUAAAUUUAUGAAUAUUUACUUAUUAACCAAAUCGCAUAUAUGCAUAUAAAUAGAGUGUAUUGUAUCUGGACUUGAUCAACCAAAUUAAGAGAAAAUUAUCCAAAAUGAUACCAACGGCUCUCCUUUCAAAAAUAGGUAGCUACCAAAUUCAAUUUGGUGGAGUUACGGUGAAGGUGAACUUGAUAGACCACGCUGGUUUACUUGAUGAGAAGAUAGCCGAGUUUAGAAACUACAUAGGCACACAGAGACGUCUUGUGGGCAUUGACACCGGACCCAAAAUAACAGGUGCAUUAGCAUCGGACUGGUUACUGCUUUGUUCAGGGAGUCAAUGCCUGAUGAUUGAUUUGCGAAUAUUUUCUUAUGGCCAAACUCAAGGAAGCUUUCACAACUUUAUGGCUGACGAAUCUAUCUGCUUCGUGGGGUUAACGGGCUCUGGUAAAAAAAAUGCUACUAUACCACUAUAUACAGGAAUUACAUGCAAGACUGAGGUGGGUUUGGAGCAUUUGGCAGCUCGAGUGCUGAAGAAGUCCCAACUUUUGAAAUGUUUUGAAUUGGAAAAGUUGGGUGCUGAAGUUGGUUGUGAUGUUAAACCAAAUACGUCCCUUGUUCUGAGCCAAGAUGUUAUUGCAUAUUCUAACCAGGAGAUGAAACAAGCUAUCUAUGGUGUUUAUCAUUAUUUCCUGAUCGGUCACAAGCUCUUGGGUUUGCUUUAGCUACAUACAGAAGCUCUUGGGUUGUCUUUUGUGUCUUUUUUUGGGUUUUAGUUAAGUAUCGUUUUGGUUGUGUUUUUGUGGUUGAAAGUUUCUAUAUUAAGAUUAUGUUGAUGGAACCUAUUUUGAGUAUAAUUGGUUUUAUUUUUAGAAAUCUUAUAUUAUUGCGUUGAUAUUGUCUCAAUCAAAUUGUCAAAUUACACAAAGUCCAAUGUUAGUUCCUAUUAGCAGAAAGGUGAAUCAAUUUCAUAGAGCUUUAACAACUUCAUGGCUAAACAAACUAUCUGCUUCUUGGGUUUGGGGCCUCCUACUAUGGUGAGUUUUGAAUAUUUGGGGUGCUCCAGUCGAGUGCUAAAGAAGCCCCAGAUUUUGUAAUGUUUGGAUUUCUCAAAGGUGGCUUCUGAAGUUGGUUAAGACUUCAAAAAUCCAAUUCAUUGUUUCAAUUGAGAUGGGAUUAAAGAGUGUUUCAUAGGGAGGAUAUGAAAGUUCAAUAUUUCGUGUUUGGGAAUGGAACAAACUAUUGACUGUUGAGUAAUGAGUAUGAUUGAGUAUAUAAAGCUAUAAAUAGGUUGCUGUCGUUUUGUGUCUAUUUUCACUAAGUAGUUUUGGUUUUGUUGGGGUUGAGUUAUGUGUCGUUUUGGUUGUUUUGUGAUUGGUUAUGUUGAAUUUCCAAAUCUCCUAUGUAUUCUUUUACUUGAGAUUUCGUCAAUGUAACCUAUUUUAAGUAUUA